Molecule: messenger RNA, 831 nt
Organism: Limulus polyphemus (Atlantic horseshoe crab)
Lineage: Eukaryota; Metazoa; Arthropoda; Merostomata; Xiphosura; Limulidae
Exons: 10
Coding region: 72-779 (235 amino acids)
Source: RefSeq, a predicted model, not a curated record
UUUUUACAAUUUUCUGAAGGGUACCAGAGAGAACUAUUGGAAGUAUAAUUGCUCAAGAGUAUCAGAGAAAAAUGAAGAAAGUUCAUCACAAACAUUACUCUGCAGAAGCAGUUGAAAUGUAUUAUAACAGAUAUUUAAAAGCUGUGAAAAGAAAAGAUGCUCCAGGAUUUCUUUUAAGAAUGGCAGAUGAAAUUGAUCUUUCACCUGCACUUCUUGCAAGGCUUAUUCUAGAACAGCAUUCCACCCAAAAACCUGAUGGAGGAGAAGCCCCUGUUAAGCACGUCAUUACCCAGAUGAUGAGGGAUACAAGCUUGAUUGAAGAUGGGGACUUAGCUGUGGAAGUUUUUCAGUGUAUAAUUAAUGACGAUAAUUAUGGACCAGUAGCAGAUGCUGUAAAACAUGCUGUUGGUUUAGAGUUUGAACAGAAACUGAAAGAAGAACUGCAAAGGUUAGGUAUAGCAUUUGUUGAUGAAUCUAUUCUUCGAGAAAAAGGUUACGAUAAAACCCCAGACACAAAACUGGAGGUUCCUGUUGCAAUUGAUGGACAUGUAGUUAAUUGGAUUGAAAGUAAAGCCUCUUUUGGAGAUGAAGAAAGUCACAGAAAUUAUUUAAAGGACCAAUACUGGAGUUACUGGAAUAGGUUUGGUCCUGGAAUGGUGAUUUAUUGGUUUGGAUUCAUUGAAGAGCUAGACACUCACAGAAAUACUGGUAUCCUUCUUUGUGACUGUAUGCCAAAGAUUAUUACUUACAUGAAUGCGCAGGCUCUCAGACAGUGUUAACCUUUUCAUCAGUUGUAGAGUGUAUACUAAUGUCAAUAAAUACUCAAACAUA